AUGACCACGGGACAUCGCAUCACGGAGCUCGGCGUGGCCAACUCGGGACGUGCAAGUCUGCGCUUGCUCCUAUGUCUCGUCUUGGUCGCCGUCGCCAACUUGAGCAGCUUCCAGGUCGGCUACGUCCUGGGCACGGGCACAAUCGAGCAGCGUCAGCUCGCAUCAGGGUCGUCGGGCCAAAACACAGAGCUCGUCACGGAGCCCGAGAUGCUGUCGCCCUUGAUUCCGACGGAAGAGCUCGAGAUCGACGAGGUGUUUUCAGCGCCGUCAGCGCCGCUUCCGACGAUUGCAGUCGAAACCACGGUCCAGCCAACGACAGUGACGCCGACAGUGACUCCGGUCGCAACGACUGAAGCGCCGACGCUGGCACCGACCACGGCGCUUCCGACACCCGAGCCCACGCCAGAGCCCACGCCUAAGGCGGCCAGUGAUGCCCCGACACCCGAGCCGACCACGGAGCUUCCGACAACAACGAUGACAUCGACACCAGAGCCGGUCACGGACGCCCCGACGCCGCCACCGACGACGUCGCCUACGCCCGUGCCUCUCGUCACCGACCAGCAUGGCAACGUGUACCCGACAGACCCCGAAGGCAAGGUCGACUGCGCCGUGCACAACAUGGGCCACUUGGUCGAAGAUUACGUCAACAAGACCGAGUGCUACCCCGUCUCAGAGCGCCGCGCCCGCAUUCGAACCAUGCUGCUCGAAAUCACUCGGGCGUUGGAGCACCACGGUAUCGAGUACUGGCUCGACAGCGGCACGCUCCUCGGCGCAGUCCGCGGCGGCGACAUCAUUCCCCACGACGUCGACGCCGACAUUGGCUUGACGCAAGCCUCGAUGAACGAGCUGCGGCACACAAAUCUCUCGACGCUCUUGCCGCGCUACGAGCUCUUCCUUCGCGACAGUCCGCUGUACCGGGACGGCCCGUACUGGUAUCUUCCAGGACGGUUUGUCGACAAGCACACGGGGCUGUACACGGACGUCUUUGAGUUCUUGCCGUCGCAGCAGCCGGCCAACAGCUCCUUUUCCACCGCUAAUGGUACGGUCGGGGCGCUGCUAUUGCCGUCGGCCAACGCCUUUGUGAACGGGACGGUCGAGAUGCUCGGGCCCGUCACGUCGGGCUGCUGGUGGACGUGCAAGUACUGCGCCGAUGCGUGGCACUUUAACGUCCCGCGCGACUGGAUAUUUCCGCUGCGACGGUGCUCAAUUGAUGGCAGGAGCGCGAUGUGUCCCGCGCAGCAUGACAAGUACCUUACUAUGCUCUACGGCGAGACGUACAUCAUAGUGUCCUAA
Molecule: messenger RNA, 1293 nt
Organism: Saprolegnia parasitica CBS 223.65
Lineage: Eukaryota; Oomycota; Saprolegniomycetes; Saprolegniales; Saprolegniaceae
Exons: 1
Coding region: 1-1293 (430 amino acids)
Source: RefSeq, a predicted model, not a curated record